AUGACAGUGACCGAAGCCCCGCACUCGUACUUUCCCAUUAAGGGUAUUGCCAUCAAGGAUGCCAAGGGAGACUCAGUUGUUGCAUCGGGUGUUGAUGUUGAGGUUCCUCUCCGCCAGAACAUCGACACAUGGAGCAACGACCACGCCAACGACAAGCAGGUCAAGCUCUUCGUCAAGGCCUUGUCUGAAUUCCAAAAGAUUGACCCCUCAGAGCGAGACUCGUACUUCCAGAUUGCCGGUAUCCACGGUCAACCCAAUGUACCUUGGGAUGAGCCUAGUACCACCCAAGAGGAUGCGAACUCGAAGGGUUAUUGCACUCACAACAACGUCUUGUUCCCGAUCUGGCAUCGUGCAUACCUUGCGCUCUACGAGCAACGUAUCUCGGAGAUCAUGGCGGGUAUUGUGAAGGAGUUCACGGUUGAGAAUAAAGAGGAGUGGGAAGAUGCCGCGCGCGCCUGGCGUCUUCCUUUCUGGGACUGGGGUCUCACCACAUCGGUUCCUAACUUGUCCAAGUGGCCUACCGCUAUCGUGCCAACCAAGGAUGGUUCUGGUGAAGAGGCUAUCCAGAACCCGCUCUACCAAUUCCGUAUGCCGAACAACAAGCCUAUGUCCUCUCAGAUGUUGAAAAACUUCACGGAUCCGUGGGUCGAUCAGAAGGACACAUACAUGAUCUACGAAUGUAUUGGUACCAGCCGUUGGCCCCAAGAGGGUGACAAUGUCUCCGGAAGCGAGGCAUGGAAGAACGGUGUGGUGAACAACUACAAAGUUCAGGAUGCCCUGAAGAAGCCACAGUGGGUGGCCAAUUCUCCCUAUGGUCAGCCUUCAGAGAUGGUGUGGCGUUUGCUCACCGUCCCUAUGGAAUACUCCACAUUUGCAACCACCGCCCAACUCGACCCGGAUCAGAAUGUCGCAAACGAUAUCAACAUUGAGUAUAUCCACAACAACAUCCACGGUUGGGUAGGAGGAGACCUCAACGGACACAUGUCGCAAAUCCCUGUGGCGUCGUUCGAUCCUCUCUUCUGGCUCCACCACUGUAACAUUGAUCGUAUCUUUGCCCUGUGGCAAGGUCUCAACCCUGACAAGUGGAUCAAGACAGACAAGGUCAAUGCCUUCUUCCAGGAGAUUAUUGGCCUUGCCCCUGGCAAGGAAAUCGGCCCCGAGACUCCGCUACGACCAUUCCACAAGGACACUACUGGAACUUAUAUGGUACCCGCUGACGUUCGCUAUCCUUGGACUCUUGGUCACACCUACCCGGAGUUGCAGGCCUGGAAGUUUGAGGGUAAGAGCUACAAUUCGGAGCCCUUCAAGAAGAGUCUCCGCAAAACCAUCAACGACCUCUACGGAGUGUCGAGACAAUCGUUGAUCGACGCCACUGGCAACAUCAAGGGAGUUGAGUAUCUCGAGGACAGCACCAAGUCUGUUGACUUCUCAUUCAGUAUCCGCUAUCGCAAAUAUGCUUAUGGCGGUGAGCCAUUCUGGAUUCGCAUUUACUUCCGCCAGGACGCUGAGAAGAUGAACGCCACCACCGACUUGAUCACUGAAGUCUACAACUUCAGUCAAAGCCCCGAAGACAAGGAGGGCAAGCUUGCCUGCAGCAACUGCAAGGACCAGAAAAAGUUGAACAUCAGGUCUACCGCGAGCAUCUCCCUCACCCCGAUCCUGAUCAGUCUUCUCAAGUCUGGUAAAGACUUGCCUAGUCUGAGCAAGGCAGAUGUUCUCAAAUAUAUCCAGAGCCGUGCUUACUGGAGAGUUUUCAAGCACAACGUUGAAGUCCCCCGAACUCUCCUUGACCCUCUGGACCUUGAGAUUAUCGGAAACACCAAUGACUCGACCCAGUACAACGACCCCACCAAGGCUCCUCUCCUUGAAAACUUCAAGGCAGAGCCCACCAUCACUGGUGGAGCUGACGGUGCCCUGGACCCAAGCCUUAAGCAGCCCGUUGUCCCACUUCCCCCAGUGCUUCCAUCUAUCCCCAAGGCCAACCUCAAGGUCAACUCUCACCUGGCAUUCCAGAAACCUCUUGCCGCUGAUGCUGUGGUGAUCCUCGAUUCCGCCAGCCUGAACAUGACCCCGGCCAAGACCACCGGCAAUGGUAUUGAUAACACCCAGGUGUUCUUCACGGAGUCCAAGGAAGGAAAGGGCGACAUCUUGUUCCUGCUCUCCUUCCGCAGAGCCGAGAACCAGAUUGUACUCAACACCCUCAUCAACAACGCAUGGGGCAAGGAGGUCCGCGUUCCGCUGGAGAACCGGUUCAAGGGUACCACUCCAUCUAUCCUUAUUCACGACCAAGGCGAUGGUUACGAGGUGUUCGUCGACUGGAGGCAUCUUGUGUGGUUCGAGAAGCGCGCCAAGGACAAGACAGCUACCUCCGUGUCUUACAGCGUCAACGAGUCCCAGAGCCCUGUGCUCGGAACUGCACUCAAAGUGAAGGUUUACGGCUCGAUGAAGGAGGUGUUCCACCACUAG
Molecule: messenger RNA, 2466 nt
Organism: Penicillium odoratum
Lineage: Eukaryota; Fungi; Ascomycota; Eurotiomycetes; Eurotiales; Aspergillaceae
Exons: 5
Coding region: 1-2466 (821 amino acids)
Molecular function (GO): oxidoreductase activity; carbohydrate binding
Source: RefSeq, a predicted model, not a curated record